Messenger RNA from Saxophila tyrrhenica, 750 nucleotides. RefSeq lists its product as uncharacterized. The record is from RefSeq and is a predicted model, not a curated record. The transcript is spliced from 2 exons. Lineage: Eukaryota; Fungi; Ascomycota; Dothideomycetes; Mycosphaerellales; Extremaceae. The coding region runs from base 1 to 750 and encodes 249 amino acids.
AUGGCCCCAACAACACUCAUCCUCGGCGGCUCAGGCAAAGUAGCCCGCCACCUGACCCGCCAGCUCUCCUCCCAAGGCCACACAGUUUACUCCCUCAUCCGCAACCCAGACCAACAAUCCUCCAUCCAAUCCCUCGGAGGCACGCCCAUCGUCCAGUCGCUCGAAGAUGCCUCAACCGCCGACCUCACCAGCACCAUCAAAUCUACCUCUGCCACCACGGUAGUCUUCUCCGCCGGCGCCGGAGGAGGCAAUCCCGAAAGAACCAGAAAAGUCGACCGUGACGCAGCCAUCCGCUCCAUGGACGUCACCGCCCAAGCAGGUGUCAAACGCUUCAUCAUGGUCUCCGCCAUCGACGUCCGGGACCGCGAGAAGCCGGAGCCGGAAUGGUACGAUGAUGCGGACCGCGAUCGGAGUCGGAAGGUCUGGGGCGCCAUAGGGACGUAUAUGGAAUCCAAGCUCGCUGCCGACAGGAGUCUAGUGACGGAGAAUGGGAGGAGGGGGUUGGAUUACACGAUCGUGCGGCCGACGGGGUUGAGUGAGGAGAAGGGGGUGGGCAAGGUGGCAGCAGGGAAGGUGCAUUUGAGUUUGGUGAUUUCGAGGGAGGAUGUUGCGGCUGUGGUGGUGGAGUGUAUGAAGCAGGAGGCGACGAUUGGGAUGGCGAUUGAUUGUGUAGGCGGGGAGACGCCGAUUGCUGAGGCUGUUGCUGAAGCUGCGAAGAACAAACUCGACGCUUUCGAAGGGCGGUAUUGA